AUGCGAAAAUACAAAUAUAAACAAAAAACUGCCGGCAUUGUUUUGGAGGCUGCAUUGACAUUGUAUUGGUCAUGAUCUCCUCCUCUUUUCAAUAUAUUCUCUCCUAAACCUAACAUAUACAUACAUAUAGAUUACAUAUAACUGGUGGGAUUAAAUUGACGGGGUAGUUAGGAAUAAUGGAGAGAAGGAAAGGAGAGACAGGGGAUUCUGAUACAAAAGAAUUUGAAGAAAAUGGAGAGGUGGCAAAAGAGACAUUGGAGAGAGUCGCUGCUGCUAAGAAAUAUAUUGAGAGCCACUAUAAAUCUCACAUGAAACACAUUCAGGACCGCAGGCAAAGGCGUGCUUUACUUGAAAUGAAGUUAAAUUCAUCAGAUGUCUCAGAGGAGGAGCGACAGAAUCUCUUGAAAGAGUUGGAGCGUACGGAGACAGAGUAUAUGCGAAUUAAAAGGCAAAAAUUUUGUGUUGAUGAUUUUGAACUUCUAACAAUCAUUGGGAGAGGAGCCUUUGGAGAGGUGAGAGUGUGUCGAGAGAAGAAAUCUGGAAACAUAUAUGCAAUGAAGAAGCUAAAGAAAUCAGAAAUGUUAAGCAGGGGACAGGUUGAACAUGUUAAAUCUGAAAGAAAUUUGCUUGCUGAAGUAAAUAGCCAAUUCAUUGUGAAACUAUAUUACUCGUUUCAAGAUGCCGACUACUUGUAUCUAAUAUUGGAGUACCUUCCCGGUGGUGACAUGAUGAAUUUGCUGAUUAAAGAAGAAACUUUAACUGAAACCGUUGCUAGAUUUUACAUUGCGCAAACUGUUUUGGCCAUAGAGUCUAUUCACAAGCAUAACUAUAUUCACAGAGACAUUAAACCUGAUAAUCUUUUAUUAGAUAAAGAUGGUCACAUGAAGCUCUCUGAUUUUGGUCUCUGCAAGCCUCUUGACUGUACAAAUUUAACUACUAUUAGUGAGAAUGAAUCACUUGUCAGUAAAAGCAAUUCAGAUAGUGCGAAAAAGAGCUUUUGGAAGAGCCCUCGGGAAAAACUUCAACACUGGCAACUAAAUAGGAGGACGCUGGCAUUUUCAACUGUUGGAACACCAGAUUAUAUAGCCCCAGAAGUACUAUUGAAGAAAGGCUACAGUUUAGAAUGUGACUGGUGGUCGCUUGGUGCUAUAAUGUACGAGAUGCUUGUUGGUUAUCCCCCAUUCUAUACAGACGACCCAAUGUCAACUUGCAGGAAGAUUGUCAAUUGGAGAAGUACUUUAAAGUUUCCAGACGAUGCGAGAUUGACUCCUGAAGCAAAAGAUCUGAUCUGCAAGUUGCUUUGCAGUGUUGAGCACCGGCUGGGAGCAGAUCAAAUCAAAGCUCAUCCUUGGUUUAAAGACACUGUGUGGGACAAACUCUAUGAAAUGGAGGCAGCUUUUAAACCAGAGGUGAAUGGGGAACUUGAUACCCAGAAUUUUUAUCAAUUUGAUGAGGAGAUUGAAGAUACAACGCCAACAAGGACCGGUUCUGGACGCUUUAGUAAGAUGAAAGAUCUGAAUUUUGUUGGCUAUACCUACAAGAAUUUUGAGGCUGUCAAAGGGUUACGGCGUUCUGGAAGGAGUACAUCACCGGAUCGUCAGUCUACUGAUUCUCCUUUAGGUGAUUCUCCAAUAGGUAAUGCUGGCAAAUAGAUGCAUGAUAAAAUGUUGAUGCUUGUAAACCAAUAAGAAGUUUAUCGACAGGCCACUUAGUUUUUAUCAGAUUCUUAAUCUACUCAUUUGGUGAAGCUUUAUUGCUUAGUAGUUUACUACUACAUUAGUUCUGAAGAAAUUUCUUAGGGAUAUGUCUAGUUGUAGUAGGGUUUACAGGAAGAAAUUCAGCGCGCACAACGGGAUGCAGGCUUAGCAGAAUGAACAAUGUGUAGCAGUUUUGGUUGGCUUUAUGAUUUUGUUUCUCUGUGAACUAUGUAUAUAUUUUGAACCUUGUCACUGAGAUUCCAUAACUUUAGAACCUUGUGUACAUGUAUAACAUGUCCAAAGGUGUAAAAAAUUAAAUGUCUGUUGUUCUUUGAAAUUAGCAAGAAUUAAUAAAGCUUAUAACAGCAGGAUAAAUUUGGUAAUUUUAUGUAUUGGGGUAGCCUAGUUUUAAGGGCUAUACCCUAGUUAUCCAG
This is a messenger RNA of Daucus carota subsp. sativus, 2131 nucleotides long. RefSeq lists its product as uncharacterized. Gene Ontology annotation, biological process: intracellular signal transduction; peptidyl-serine phosphorylation. Gene Ontology annotation, molecular function: ATP binding; protein serine/threonine kinase activity. Bases 177 to 1652 code for a protein of 491 amino acids. NCBI's taxonomy places the organism in Eukaryota, Viridiplantae, Streptophyta, Magnoliopsida, Apiales, Apiaceae. The transcript has 13 exons. The record is from RefSeq and is a predicted model, not a curated record.